Messenger RNA from Brienomyrus brachyistius, 2218 nucleotides. RefSeq names its product UDP-N-acetylhexosamine pyrophosphorylase-like. The record is from RefSeq and is a predicted model, not a curated record. Gene Ontology annotation, biological process: UDP-N-acetylglucosamine biosynthetic process. NCBI's taxonomy places the organism in Eukaryota, Metazoa, Chordata, Actinopteri, Osteoglossiformes, Mormyridae. Gene Ontology annotation, molecular function: UDP-N-acetylglucosamine diphosphorylase activity. The transcript has 10 exons. Bases 318 to 1751 code for a protein of 477 amino acids.
CGCUUGGGCUCCUGCUCUGCUAUCGUUACUAUUACAUUUCGCUAUUACUGUUACAGGAGAAAAUCACCCUUCUGUCAGUCUGAGAAAUCUAUUAGGACUGCUAUUGGAUUUUAAAGCGCUUGCUCUUCAUUUAGACGUCCCGAAUACUCUACAGCCUUAGGCAAAGCGCUGACAGUACCGCAUUUUUUUUCCACUUCGAUACACUCUGGCAGGGGUGUGUUGAGUUCCUAAGCAAGUUUCUAAGAGCGCGGCAUACAUGCUUUUAGUGAGAAACCUGUCUAAGGUGUGAGAGCUGGCAGAAGCGGAAUCAUUUCAUCAUGGAUGCAUGUAAAGAGGCCAAGCGUCUGGAAGAGGCCGGUCAGUCCCACCUGCUGCGGUUCUGGGCCGAGCUGAGUGCGGAGGAACGUGUGGAGAUGACCCAGGACCUGAGGGACAUGGACUUCCAGGAGAUCAACGGCUUCUUUCAGCGCGCCAUGAAAGAGUCGGGACGGGAGAAGCAGGAGAAGGUGGACAGCAGGAUGGAGCCGGUACCCAGAGACGUGCUCGGCAGUGUCGUUUCCGACCGAGGGCUGCUCAAGGCGUGGGAGAAGGAAGGACUUUUGCAUAUUUCCCAAAGCAAAGUUGCUGUUCUUCUGCUGGCUGGAGGGCAGGGCACCCGACUGGGAGUCUCCUACCCAAAGGGAAUGUAUGACAUCGGCCUCCCGUCCCAAAAAACCCUCUUUCAGAUCCAGGCAGAGCGCAUCCUGAGGCUUCAGCAACUUGCAGAGCAGGAGCAUAAGUCAAGGUGCAGCAUACCAUGGUACAUAAUGACCAGCGGCCGAACAAUGGAGUCCACCAGAGAUUUUUUUUCCCAGCGCAAUUAUUUUGGCUUGAACAAGGAAAAUGUAAUCUUUUUUCAACAAGGAAUGCUCCCAGCCAUGGACUACAAUGGGAAGAUCAUUCUGGAAGGGAAAGGCAAAAUUUCCAUGGCGCCAGAUGGGAAUGGAGGGCUGUACAAAGCACUCAGAGCAGAGAAGAUUAUUGAUGACAUGCAGCAAAGAAGGAUUGGCUACAUCCAUGUUUACUGUGUGGACAACGUCCUGGUCAAAGUGGCAGAUCCCUCCUUCAUUGGGUUCUGCGCACAAAAAGGAGCCGACUGCGGAGCUAAGGUCGUAGAGAAGACCAACCCUACGGAGCCUGUGGGUGUGGUCUGCCAGGUGGACAGACAAUUCCAGGUGGUAGAGUACAGUGAGAUCACCCAGGCGACCGCGGAGAAGCGUGGCGCAGACAGCCGGCUGGUGUUCCACGCAGGGAACGUGGCCAACCAUUUCUUCACUCUCUCCUUCCUCAAAGAAGUUGUAAAUACCAGUGAACCUCACCUGCUGCACCACAUCGCACAGAAGAAAAUCCCAUUCAUGGAUGAGCGUGGCCAGUUAAUUCAGCCAGACAAACCCAACGGUAUUAAGAUGGAAAAAUUUGUCUUUGACAUCUUUCAGUUUGCCAAGAAGUUUGUGGUGUACGAAGUACUGAGGGAGGAUGAGUUUUCGCCCUUGAAGAACGCAGACAGCCAGGAUGGGAAGGACAACCCUACCACUGCACGGCGAGACGUCAUGUCACUGCACUGCCGCUGGAUCCUGAAUGCUGGUGGCCAGUUUGUUGACAAAUCUGGAAACCAGGUCAUUCCCAGUCCCAGUCUGGUGUCGGCGACAGGUGAAACACUCCAGUGUGAGAUCUCUCCGCUGGUCUCUUACGGGGGGGAGGUAUGUAACUGAUACAUGGCCUGGAGGACCUAGUAAAAGGCCGGAAGUUUAAUUCCCAUCACCCAAUCAUCAUUGAUGAAAAGGGGAAUCUGGCACUUCUAAAAAAUGGGUAUUGACUUUCAAUGAGGAGACAGCGGCAAAUCAUCAUUUCCAAAUGCUUUUAUCAAAAAUACUGUAAUGGAAACUGAAGAGUCUCUAUUUAUGUCUUAUUUUUCAUAUAUAUAAUCUUUUUUUAUUUAGGGGGUGAAGGAAAAAAAAAACAUUUAAUUAUCAAUUUGUAAAUAGUAUUGCAAUGUUAGGUAUUUAUUCAGCUGACAUUUUUAAUAAGAUCGAUGUAUUUAAUCAAUGUGCAAUAGAAGGACAUAUUUAAGUUUUCCGUAUAAAAAACAAAUUGUAUUAUGUAAUAUUUUUGACUUGCAAAUCUAACUGAGUAUAGAAACCUGGGAAGUAUUUGAAAAUUAAACGAAAUUUUUGCAUCA